Molecule: messenger RNA, 3071 nt
Organism: Drosophila mauritiana
Lineage: Eukaryota; Metazoa; Arthropoda; Insecta; Diptera; Drosophilidae
Gene: mars
Product: guanylate kinase-associated protein mars
Exons: 2
Coding region: 139-2931 (930 amino acids)
Biological process (GO): chromosome segregation; regulation of mitotic cell cycle; signaling
Cellular component (GO): spindle pole centrosome; cytoplasm; nucleus
Molecular function (GO): microtubule binding
Source: RefSeq, a predicted model, not a curated record
CUUCACCUGGUCACACCGCAAGACGCUUCGCCAUUUUAAAAAUCAAAACAGGAGACGCUUCGCCGGAAAAGUCAGCAUUACGAUUCAAUUCCAACCGGACCCUUCAGCUUGACUCGCCCAUCCGUCACAGCAGUCGCCAUGCAGCGCCACAAGGAACUGUACAAGGAGCAAUCGCUGGUUCUGAGCCCGCGCAAUCACUGCCAGGAGAACAGGGAUCGGUUGCAUGCGGCGCGCGCCAAAAAACGGGACGAUUGUUUUUACCAGAACCGCAUCAUCAGCGUGAGCCCGACGCCGGUCAAAACGAAGCAAUUGGCGGCGGCCCAAGCUGCUCUGCCCCAGGAAAAUGUGGCACCCAAACUGGAGAUUCCGGAGCAGCUGGACACGAAGCCCGCAGAACAGCAGAAGGAAUCCAACCCGAAGGUCUCCCGCCAGAAACUCUACUUACAACGCUACAUGGAGUGGAAGACAGCCAAGACCAAAGAGCAUAAGCAGCAAGACCAGAAACGUCGAGGCGCAGCCAUCAAUGUGCCGACCUUAAAACAAUCAAAGGUCUUGCCUAAAUCGCAAACAUUUCGGGUUCCCGAUAAUCUAGCUUCUGCAAAGCAGAAGGAGGCAACUCACGGUUUCCAGCCUCCCAAGCGGUGUUCCCUCUACGUGAUUGCCAAUCCCACGGGCAAGGCCAAAGCCGCAGAACCGAUUAAACCUUCAAUACUCAAGCCAACGUCUGCAACUCCAAGUGCGGCCAAAGUGACAGCAGCAGCUCCUCCGUCAUCCAAUACCGUGGCUGCAUCUUCUGCCUUGGUCAGGCAUAAAUCAGCUGCUUCUGUAACAAAAAUAGUGCCUCCAAGUCGUCAAAACAACAAUCCGGUUGCCUUGGCCAGGCAAAAAGCAGCUGCGCGACCCAUUCCCAACACAACGAAGCAAACUAUCAGUCUAAGGCAGCCUGCGGUUGAAGCGAAGAAGAUCACUACCACCAUACCCAGACCCACCCCAGCGACAGUCACGAAAGCGAAAACGCCAGGCAUACGGCAACAGCCACCAGUGGUCAGCACAAAGCCCAGAUUACCUGCGCCGCCGGCACCACGGACAGCUAGACUGCCCAAUGUGUUGUCCCAUCCGUUCGAGAAACCUUUGGGAAACAGGGCACCAGUGACACAACGGGCGAAUGUCGUGAAACCACAGCCUAUUCGUGGCGGAGGUGGUGCUGCGGCCAAGUUCAAGGACACAGCUGGAGCGACCAGCAAGGCAGCAAGCCACUCCAUGCGAAUGAAGGCCACCAAGACAAAGAGCCAGUACACAAGACUUCAGGACAAUGUGCGAAAGCUUCCUCAGCUCAAAGCCGAGUUGCUGCAGGCAGCCACGCUAGACAUACCGCCUCACACGCCGCUAGAGGAUAUCCACAAUCCCUUCAUCGACCAGGCCACAUCAACGCAGUGCAAGUCGAACAAUAGCAGCGGUCAUCUAAUGGAGGCGUUUGGCGACAGCAUCCUGUUGAGCCCGGUGGCACCGGUCAAAGUUGAAGGAGAAAGUUCGGUCAAAAGGCAGUUGCUGCCGGUAGGUAAGAAAGAGACGUCCGGUCCGGUGGCAAAGAAAAAGUUCGACUUUACGCGUUACUCAGUGGCAAAUUCGCCGGCGGAGGACUCGCUCAUCUUGGAUCCUCAGCAGACGACGGUUACAGGAGACAAUGGAGAUUCCACAUUGGUGCCAGAGGGUACGAAGACACCGCCUCGUCGCGAAUCCAAUGGAAUGCCCAACUAUCUCAGUCCGUUUGUUAGUGUCUCGCGGGGAAAGGUGAACUCGCGCUGUGAGAAGGAGAAACGCAAUAGCUUCUACCUGUCCAAUGAGGAAUCGCCCUUGGAAGUUCGCCGUGCCAUCGAAUCGGUUCUGUACUUCCGACUGCAGCUGGAAAACGAGAUCACGCGCCUCCAAGCGCUUUGCGCUGAAUGGGAGACGUACAGCAAGGAGAAUGAGGCACGGCUGCAGGAAACCGGCGGCAUUGACAUGAUCAACGUGACCAUCGGCCAAACACGUCUGCUGACCACCAAGAAGAUGAUGCAGUUCAGCGGCCUGAUCGAUCGUUGCGAGGCUGGAGCGACCGGCAAGAACCGUCAGACAAACGACGGCAGCGAGGAUUCGAAACCGGUGCAGGCUGAGGAUCUGGAGGGCUGGUGGGACAUGCUGCGCCUGCAGAGCGAGAACGUGGACAAGCGCUUCGAUAACCUGAAGCGUUGGAAGGCCAACGACUGGCUGGAUCCGGAUGCAGUGGCCGAGGAACCCAAACAGCCGAAGCCCAAGCCCAAGAUUAGUCGCAACAUGAAGAUCAAAUCAAAGGCCAAGCCCAGCAGCAAUCUGCAGCAGUUCCUCCGCAAAGCCCAUGCCAACAUGAAGAAGACCAAGGUGGAGGAGCCGAUCCUGGAGGAUGGCCUGCCCUCCACGUCCACGCGCCAAAGUUCGCCGCGCGUAAUCGUAGUUCGCAACCGCCGAUCCUUUUCGCCCGCCCGCACAGUACUCCGCAUGUCCACCGGCGAAGGACGUCAGUCGAUUGCGCCGAAUGCGCUCCUGAAAUCAGCGAUCCUUGCGGCCGCCGAGCAGAACGCUGCCAAGACGCCGCCGCCCAAGCCGCGCGCCUCCAUCCUCAAGACGCCCGGCACCACGAAGCGCCAGAACCGUGGUGUGCUCUUCAGCGCCAAGAAGAGCGUACGGCGAUUCCAGUUCACGUACGAGGAGGGAAACAUUAGCAACGACGAGACGGUGGGCGCCGACAAGCUGGAGGACUGCGAGGAGGACAUGUCGUUGGAGGCCUCCACGGAACGCAGAUCCUUGGAGCAGAAUCCCGGAAGGGAUUCCAAUCAGGAAAAUGAAGGAACUCCUCGCAUGUACACGCUGCGCAACCGGCGGGUUAACCUGCGUCCCUCCUCCGAGUUUAUGUAGUGUUGUCUAUUGUCAGCAAUAGUACGUUGUGGAAUUGUUUAUACUUUUAUACUUUCUUCUUAGUUUAAUAUUUUUUUGCGGAUGCCAUUAAGUGUUAAUUCGUUAAGAUGUUGAAAAUUACAUUUGGCGUUUUAAAUGUU